AUGCAGAAAAGUGAGUUUUAUUAUUUUCAGUAUCUAUUUUAUGGAAUAAUUAUUAAUGAACAUAUUAGAGUAAAAUGGGAAGUUGAAUCUAGAGUACCAUGUUGUGGAAGCUUUAUGAUUAUGCUAGAAGAUCAUACUUUAGGAAAUUUAUUAAGAACACAAUUACUUCGUGACCCUAGUGUUAUUUUUGCUGCAUAUAAGGUACCACAUCCCCUAGAACCAAUGGUUCAAAUACGUAUUCAAACACGUGAAACAACAACACCAUUUGUAGCAAUGCAAAAUGCCAUUCAAAUGAUUUUAGCAGAAACCCAAACAGUUGCAAAUACUUUUAAGGAUGCAAUGAGAAAUCAUCCUACAUAUAGAUAA
This is a messenger RNA of Cryptosporidium muris RN66, 366 nucleotides long. Its product is annotated as RNA polymerase II subunit RPB11, putative. Bases 1 to 366 code for a protein of 121 amino acids. Gene Ontology annotation, biological process: transcription by RNA polymerase II. Gene Ontology annotation, cellular component: RNA polymerase II, core complex. The transcript is spliced from 2 exons. Gene Ontology annotation, molecular function: protein dimerization activity; DNA binding. NCBI's taxonomy places the organism in Eukaryota, Apicomplexa, Conoidasida, Eucoccidiorida, Cryptosporidiidae. The record is from RefSeq and is a predicted model, not a curated record.